AAGCCGCGUUCCUGCAGGAGAAGCCAGGCUGUGUGCAGCUGCGCAGACAGACGGACAGUGGAGGAAUCACUGCAGCUGUAGAUGUGAAUUCUGCUCUGACAGAGCUCGGUCUCUAGUGUGUGUGAGCGGAGCUUCAGACAGACAAAAGGAAACAUGGAGAGCUAUGAACAGUUUUAUUUGCACACUCUGACUAAACUUCAGUCUAAAAGAAGAUACGACAAGACCUGUCUCACAUCUGGCGAGUGCAUAGACACGUCUUUUAUCAGCUUCCAAGGAACAAAAGUUCUGUCACCAGUGCUAAAUGAAAAGCAGCGUAAAGAGAUGGCUCACUACAGACAGAUAGCUACAAAGCUGAAGGCUGAUAAGCAGACUCAGUGUCAGAAAAACCUCUUAAAUGAAGUUCAGAAGAUUAUGGACAACAGAGUAAAUGCCUUUAUUUUGCCUGACUCUUCAAAGCUAUCAAACAACAACAACAGAGAAAUAUUGACCAGUAUCGACCAAGCAUUGAACAAUAAACAUGAAGUGGAAAUGGAGAGGGGCGAUGAGAGUGCGAAUGAAGGAAUGAGUCUGCAGAGCCUUCUGCGGAAGUCACGGGAAUACAUUGAGAAAGAACAAAGUUGGCGAGGGUCAAAAGAUAGCAGCAGGUCACCCACAUCUGUGCCUGCGGAGAGUCCACUGGACAAAGAUAUUGAGAACCGUAGACCUGCAAGUGAGGCUGACAGCAAUUUAUCCAGCUACAUCCAGUACCACAGUCCCCUCAGUCCAAGUCAACCCAAGACUCCAACUUUACCAAAGCCCAAACCAACAAUUGAUGCCAUGCUUGGCCUUGAGUCUUUACCUGGGUGCCCUCCACAGAGUCUGCUGAACACUGAAGCUAGUCUAAGCUCUAGGCCUCACCGUGGCCGCCCUCGCCCUGUGUCUGCCUGCAACUUUCUUUUCUCAUACUCUGGCAGUCCCAGAGAACCAGGAAUCACAGCUAAGGGGAGGUCUCCAGAGGGCACACUUCCAUGUGGCCUUGAGAGAAGACUGCUGGAGGUGGAAGGAAUAAGUGGAAGCAGACGAGCCAGUCAUUCUGGCUCCAGCCCGGUGAAUGAGAGAGGUGGUGUAACAAAUACAAUAGAUACAGGACAUGACCUCAUAGAGACUGGUUUCCGGAGGCGGUGUCACACCAUGGAUAGUAAUAUGGGUCCUCCUUAUCAGAGCCCACCUAUAGACAGAAGCCAAGAGAGAAUUCCUCGCUUUAUGGCAGGUGUUCCACAGAGGACACCCCCUCGCCGAUCGCCUCCUUCACAACUCAGUGCCACGUUCACACUGACUAGCCCCUCUAGCCCCACAUCAUCAACGCUGAGGUCCAGCCUGAACCCAGACUUCCCAAUCAUCCCUCAUCCAGCACUGGAUGAGAAAAGGACAGAUGAGUUGCAGUGGCGAGUGCAGGUGCUGGGAGAUAUGCAGAGAUGUUUGAAAGAAGAGCAGCAAGCUUUUCAUCUCAUGGCUGAACAGGGGAGAGAGAAACUGAUCAUUCAACAGGAGCCGGAGGAUAAAGAGAAAUGGCUGAGGGAUCUGGGUGGUAUGUGUGCUGUUGUGGGGGAGUUGGGUGGUGAUUGGAAGGCAGGCAGUGAGUGUUACCCCCCACUUACCACCUCAUGCCCCAUGAGCCCAGCUGAGAUCCUUCCUGGAUCACCCAGCAUAGGUUUCCACUCUCCUGUCUCUUCAGGUGCCGUAACUCCUUCUAUGCCUCCCCCAGUUUAUUUAUGGGGGCCCAACAGGGGUGUGAACAAAUCUCGGAACAGACUGAGUUUAGUUUUAACCCCACAGCUACAGAAGGCAAUGUGUCGACUCACUGCUAUAGUGCAAGGGUUUCUCACGCGUCAACUCCUGAAGACAGAAAAAGUCAAAAACCUGCGUCAGACAGUAAAGGACACACAAGAUUUUAUCUCUUCCUUUCAUAAAGAAGAACCACAGAAGAAAGGCUCUCUCACAGAGCAGGAUCUGUCACUGCAGGAACGAGUCAGGGCUCAGCUGCGGGCAGCACUGUUCGACAUUCAUGAUAUAUUUUUUGAAAUGUCUCUGGAUGAGCGUCUGGCUCUGCUGCAGCAGGAACGAGAGCUUCGCACAGAGAGGAAACUCCGAGAGAUGGAAAAAGCCAAAAGUCCCAAAGAGAAGAUUAAUUUGUCUGCUGCCACCCAGAAAGUUCUAGACCGUAAGAAGCAGAGAGUGGGCGAGUCUCCAAGUCAGACCAGAAGGAUACAGCAGAAGCCCAAAAGCCCCCUGACAAACAGGAGUUCACAGAGGAAGACUCCGGAGGACAGGGUGAAACGCUCAGACUGCCUGAAGAAACAGCAUUCUCUCGGUUAAAGGCUUAAGUCUGUAGUGCUCUACACAACUUUAAAUUCGUAGCAGAUUAUAAACAGACCCAUUCUCACUGAGUUUUAUGACAAAUAAAAAAGGCUCAUUGCACUCUUAAAGCAAGUCCUAUUUUAGCGACGUAUAGGUGAGCCUUUAACUGUGCAGCAUGGUUCAGCGUGUCAGCGUGUAUUUGUUAUCGUAACAAUGGGAACAGUAUGGCUGGAAAAGUGCAAAAGGCAAACACUGAUGCUCUUAAUUAAUCAUGAUUUGUUUUGGGCGUAACGUGCAAUAAACCCAUCAGUGUGUCUCUGGCAAAUUGCUAUUUAAACAGUGUGGCUACCUGAACCUGUCCAACAUUUCUCAUCAGAGAAAACUGAGAAACUGAACCAAUCAUGCCCCAUACAAGCACCCCUUUUACAUUGGACAGCUCGCUGCUGCCAUUAUUUUUUUAUUUAAAUUUUUAAUUCAUUUAUUUUUUUUAUUGUAUUUCAAAAUUUUCCCAUUUUCUCCACAAUUUACACGGCCAAUUACCCAACCCACUCCCUAGGACUUCCCCUAUCACUAGUAAUGCCCCACAACACCAAGACUAACACAUGCUUCCUCCGAUACCGAUUUCAAACUGCUGCUGAUGCAGAAUUGCCGAGUAGCAUAACAGCGUGCUCGGAGGAAAGCGCAGCGACUCAGUUCUGAUACAUCAGCUCACAGAUGCCCUGUGCUGCAGACAUCACCCUUUAGUGAUAUGAGGAGAGAGCGCCAUCUACCCACCCGGAAAGAGCAGGGCCAAUUGUGCUCCCUCUGAGUGCCGGCUGCUUGAUGGCAAAUCUGCAUGAGCUAGGGUUCGAACCUGCGACUCCUGCUCAUAGUGGCGGCGCUUCAGACCACUGGACCACUCGACGCCUCUCUGCCGCUGUUAUUUGCACCACCACUUGUGUUGACCGAAUACAAACAGGAAAGGAGAAACAUUUUGUUCAACCUUAAAUGGUUCUGUGGUAUUAGACAUGUACUAGUGCCCUGAACAUGGCUAAUGCAUCUUUUUUGGCUAUUGGCAGGACCAGGUCAGAUGUAGUUGCUGACCAAUGGGUAAUAAAAAUUAAACAUGUUCUACAUGCUCUGACUGGUCAGAACUGAAUCUGCCCCAUUCACACACAACCUGAUUCUCUCUAGAACUGUUGACUAUUUACCAAAAAUCUGCAGACUGGAGCCCCCUAGCACAGCAAAAAAUUACAUUGUGUAAACCUGGAUUUACUGAUGUGGAUUGGUAGUGCUGCAGCUUGUAGUCCUACUACUACACAACUCUCAGUAUUCUUUUCAAGAUGUCCUUUUAUAAACAAAUUGUGCUGCUGUAAGAAAUUCUUUAGUAUGGCUCCAAACAUGACUGGUUUAUCCCACUCUGGUGAAGUUAAUCUGUAUUGUAAUAAUUGGUCCAAACCUGGAUAUUUUUCCCAAAAUGGACAAAAUGAUUUAGCAUACAGGAAGUGCUGCAGCAGCUCACACUGUGAGAGCAGAACAUUUAAUCAACUUAAAGAGAUUUUGAUGCUGAGCAAUCAAUAACCAACAUAGACAAAGGGAAGUGGACUAGCCAUGAAUUAAACAGAAUUCAAUUAUUAUUGAGCCGUCACAGUUAGAACUGGAGUGGUAAUUUUAUACUGACUGCACCGACACUGGUCAUACACAAUUGAUAUCACAAGUGAUACUUAAAUACUUUUUUGAAGUCCUAAUGUUUCUUAUUUUAACUUGUAUAUGUAUAUUUGCAGUAUAACUAAAACAAACAAAAACAUGCUGUUUAACAUUGCAUGAAUUUGCUGUAUGUGUGCUUUAUAUAG
Astyanax mexicanus (Mexican tetra) is the source of this 4169-nucleotide messenger RNA. Its product is annotated as centriolar coiled-coil protein of 110 kDa. Lineage: Eukaryota; Metazoa; Chordata; Actinopteri; Characiformes; Acestrorhamphidae. Gene Ontology annotation, cellular component: centriole. Bases 154 to 2355 code for a protein of 733 amino acids. The record is from RefSeq and is a predicted model, not a curated record. Gene Ontology annotation, biological process: centriole replication; regulation of cytokinesis; centrosome duplication. The transcript is spliced from 12 exons.